Molecule: messenger RNA, 1718 nt
Organism: Pectinophora gossypiella (pink bollworm)
Lineage: Eukaryota; Metazoa; Arthropoda; Insecta; Lepidoptera; Gelechiidae
Product: receptor-type guanylate cyclase Gyc76C
Exons: 14
Coding region: 125-1648 (507 amino acids)
Biological process (GO): receptor guanylyl cyclase signaling pathway; cGMP biosynthetic process; intracellular signal transduction
Molecular function (GO): guanylate cyclase activity; peptide receptor activity
Source: RefSeq, a predicted model, not a curated record
UAAGCUGGUCACAAGACUGCAGCAGGAGCGAUCUGAAGUGGCCUUCUUCAUAUUCACCAAUGGAAGUACGCUGAGGUCAAACCUCACCCAACGCUACGUGGGUACUGACAGCGCGAUCCUACAGAUGGGCGACCUUCCACUGCUGACUUUCAAGAACCGCUCCAAACCCAUCGACGGCACGGCUUUCCUGCAUGAGCUGAGGGAUCUCAGAGAAAGUAUAAUCCCGGGAACGUCAAUGACCGCCACAGUGGAGUGGUACACCAGCGCAAACGCAGCUCUUCUCAACCACCUCACUAAGGAAAUCAAGGACACUGACAGCAGUACACUGUGGAGGUACCUUGUGGGCUUCAAGAACCUGCUUCGAAGUAUAGAAUGUAAGGGCAUAGCCUCCGUACUAGGUAUCAACUACUUCGCCACAGGUUACCUGCACCCUCGGGCUCACCAGAGGUACAUAUCCCACAUGAUCCUGGGCCGAGAUCUUCUGGACAACACGCUGAACUUGGUGCCCUCCCUCAUUCCGCUGCACAAAGACAUCAAAGAGGACAGCAUUGAGUACCAGGUGCUGGAGAGGAAGAACCAGAUGAUAGUGGACAACGGCCAGAGGGAGGGCAGCGUCAGCGAUGCUAUAGAGUACUUCGACCAGACAGCCACCCUCCUGGACAAGCUGCGAGCGGUACAGAGCCAGCUGCGACAAUACAUUAGGGAAGGUGUAACAGUGAGUUUGACAGAGGCUCGUCGUAGUGAGAUGGUGUGCGCUGGUAUCCUCGUACUUGUAUGUGUCGUGUCCCCCAUCAUCAUUGCACUGGUGCGGAACGCCGUCAAUACCAUUCAGGUUUACGCGAGAAAUCUGUCAGAGAAAGCGAGAGAAUUAGAGUAUGAGAAGGAGCUGAGUGACUCUCUUCUUUACCAGAUGCUUCCACCCAGCGUCGCCAAGCAACUGAAGCAGACUCAACAGGUUCCCGCUGAAUUUUUCGCUUCCGUUACGGUAUACUUCAGUGACAUUGUCGGGUUUACCGCCAUUGCUGCCGUGUCGACUCCUUAUCAGGUUAUAAGCUUCUUGAACUCGGUGUACAAGUUGUUCGACGAGCGGCUGGAAUGUUAUGACGUUUACAAGAUUGAAACCAUAGGUGACUCUUACAUGGUGGCUUCGGGGUUACCCGUUAGAAAUGGUAACAAACACGCAACGGAAAUCGCAAGCAUGGCGUUAGAGCUUCUGGAAGCGACUUCCAUGUGCCACCUACCCCACCGGCCUGAUCAGACCCUAUGUAUGAGGAGUGGCAUCCACACUGGACCCUGCGUCGCUGGUAUAGUCGGCAGCAAGAUGCCUCGGUACUGCCUCUUCGGUGACACCAUCAAUACUGCAAGCAGAAUGGAGAGCACUGGGGAACCAAUGAAGAUCCAAAUUUCCGAGGACGUAAAGAGGGCACUGGACAGGACUGGCCUAUUUGCAACUACUCCAAGGGGGAAGAUUGAUGUUAAGGGUAAAGGCGAGAUGAUGACAUACUGGCUAGAUGGACGAACUGGGCCGUCUCCAGUAAGGCCCACGUCACAAUCCCUGGACUGCACGCCUAGCUUCCUCGCCCGGAUCCACUCACAAGGACGAACGUCACCCAGAUACCGGCCAGAAUCUAAUCGACCUCAUUAUUAAUGUAACAUUUUGUAGAAUAUUCACGUUUAGUAGCAUAUUCUGAUGUCACAGUUAGCAGUCAAAGGUUAUU